Messenger RNA from Cyprinodon variegatus (sheepshead minnow), 3418 nucleotides. RefSeq names its product ras and Rab interactor 2-like. The coding region runs from base 105 to 3167 and encodes 1020 amino acids. Gene Ontology annotation, molecular function: guanyl-nucleotide exchange factor activity; small GTPase binding. The record is from RefSeq and is a predicted model, not a curated record. The transcript has 11 exons. Gene Ontology annotation, biological process: signal transduction; vesicle-mediated transport. Lineage: Eukaryota; Metazoa; Chordata; Actinopteri; Cyprinodontiformes; Cyprinodontidae. Gene Ontology annotation, cellular component: cytosol; endocytic vesicle.
UGACCUUUUCAGCAUCCUUCUGACACUGAGGGUCUGUUCUUCAGCUCCUCUUUGAGUUGGGAGGUGCUGUGACUCCCUGGACCAGCAGCCUGGAUCCCCUCCAGAUGAAACAUUACCCUGAGAGAGGAGACACCAUGACCAGUCCGCCCUGUGAGCAGCAGAAGAGGGGCAGUUUCUUCCAGCUGAUCGACUCGAUUGCCUGGGAGAUCGGCACGCUGAAGCAGGAGAUGAGGAGGAAGAGUGAGCCGGCAGAAGGUCUGGAAACGGACCCACAUGUAAGGCUGAGUGAAGAGGUGGGACGUCUGUUUCUUCAAGCCUCACCCUGUCCGGCGAUGGGAGGCGGACCACCCAAAGCCCGGGACUCUGGCUACGACUCGCUCCACCGGGGGCUCAGUUUCCUGGACAGACUGACGCACACUCAUUCCGUGUGGCUGCAGCUGGGCCUGAGCCACCGUGACGCUGCAGGAAUCCUGCAGGACCGAGCCGCUGGGUCGUUCCUGGUAAGGAGGUCCAGCCGCCUGCAGAGGAAAGUGGUUUCUGUACGCAUGGACCGAGACUCCACAGAGCCCAUCAAGGACUUCCCCAUCAGAGAGAACCAGUACACUUUCUCUCUGGAGGGAUCAGACCUGAACUUUGCAGACCUUUUCCGUCUCCUGGCUUUCUGCUGCAUCAGCAGGGACGUCCUGCCCUUCACACUCAGGCUUCCAGAGGCCAUCUCUGCUGCCAGGAGUUUUGGGGAUCUGGAGAAGGUCGCUAAAUUGGGAGCAGGUUUCUGGGAGAGAAGGGCCACAUCAGCAGGUCCUGGUAGACCCUCCCCACCUGCUCAGAGACCUCUCUCCUGCCCAUUGUCCCCUUCCGGUCCUCGUCUUCCACUCCGAAGCCCCUCCCAGCUGGACUGUUGGCUGCCUAGCGGAGCGCUGUGCUUCACCAACCCCCUCUUCAUCAAGCCGGAUGGCGGCGGCCAGAUCAGCUCCAGCAAAGGCCCACACCAACCUCUGGUAGAUGAAGCCAAUGAAGUGAGUCCCUCCAGUGGGGGGGGGGAGGACUCCAACCAUCUGACCUGUGACCCCAGCCGUACGGGAAGAGCUGAGAGCAACCAGCAGUUGACCAACUUUUGCUCCCUUCCUCCCGUUCGACCCCCUCCCCCUCGUUUUAUCAAACCCCUGCCUGCGCCUCCUGGUGGACGGAACGUAAUGCCAGAAAAAGUUUCCUGGAUAAACCUUUCCAAGGAGGAGGCGAAGGAGAAGAGCAGCCGCCUCAGCUCCUCGCUGAGCAGCAGCCCGCCGCCCUUGCCGCCUAAGAAGUUCAGCAUCAGCUCCCCCAUAUCCAUUCCCCGACGAUCCCUCCCCCUGCCCUCCUUCUCCUCCUCUCCCCGUCCGACCAAAGCCUUACCAUCUGACAUCCGCUGCCACCUGACUCUGGAGGAACAAACCAUUAAGAAGUCGGUUCAUUCUAUGACCCAGAACUCUCAUAGUCCAUUAGAACCCCCCAUGACAUCAGGGGGUGGGGUGGCAGAGGGACCACCUGGACAACAAACAUCUCAGAGGGAAUGUCGUAGUGGGGGCCAACGCCUGAGUGACAUUAGCCUCUCAACCGACUCCUCAGACUCCUUGGAUUCCUCCCAGUCCUCCACCUUCUUCCUCCCUCCCCUGCAUGACCCCAGCCCCCCCACCAUCACUGACUUUAACACCCAUCUCCCCCUCUCCCUCCCACCGACCCAUCUACGCUACAGCAGCAUAGAUAUAGACGACUACGUCGAUGACGACGAUGAUGAAGAAGAAUCCGACUUCAGCGUUAGCCUGGAGAGCGACCAGGACUUGAGCAUGCUGCCCCCUGGGGGCCAGGCCAAGCGGCGCUCCAACUCUAGUGCCUCUGUCCUGCAGAAAGCCCUGCAGGGGAAACUCCGUAAGAUGAGCAGCGUCUUUAACUCACUGCUGACGCCGGAGAAGAGGGCGAUCCGCAAGGUUUUAGAGAUGUCCAAGGAUAAGAGCUCGUACUUCGGCUCCCUGGUGCAAGACUAUCUGAGCUACAUGAGGGAAGGUGCCGGAGCCCAGGCCUGGCAAGGCUACGCCUCAGGGCUGGAGCUGCUUCAGACAGUUCGCCAGUUCAUUACCCAGAUGAAGAGCUACCUGCAGCAGAGCUCCGAGAUGGAGCCCCCCAUCGAGAGCCUCAUUCCCGAGGAUCAGAUUGACCGCGUCCUGGAGAAGGCCCUGAUAAAGUGCGUCCUGAAGCCCCUAAAGCCAACCCUCAGUGCCGCGCUAAAAGACUUCCAGGUGAGCAGCGGCAGCUGGCAGGAGCUGAAAGACAACCUGUCUUUGGCCAAAGCCCGGCGGCCGCAGGAAAUGGGCGUGACCGACGCCCUUCCCCCCGACCCCGUAGCCGUUGAGAAGAUCAGGCAGAAGUUCCAGGUCAUGUGUAAGCUGUACUCCCCAGAGAAGAAGGUCUGCACGCUGCUCCGAGUCUGCAAGCUCAUUUACACCAUCAUGGAGGACAACUCGGGUCGCUUGUAUGGCGCUGAUGACUUCCUCCCCAUGCUGACCUACGUGUUGGCUCAGUGUGACAUGCCUGAGCUGGACAAUGAGAUCCUGUAUAUGAUGGAGCUGCUGGACCCUUUGCUGCUCCACGGAGAAGGAGGCUACUAUCUGACCAGUGCCUACGGAGCCAUGUCCCUCAUCAAGAACCUCCAAGAGGACCAGGCGGCCCGGGUGCUGAGCUCUGAGACCAGAGACACGCUGCACCAGUGGCACCGCCGCCGCACCACACAGCGUUCAGCGCCUUCUAUUGACGACUUCCAGAACUACCUGCGGGUGGCGCUGCACGAGUCGGGCAGCGGCUGCACGGCCAAGACCCUGCAGGUGCGACCGUACGCCACUGUGGAGGAGCUGUGCCAGCUCUGCGCCGUGAAGUUCAAGGUGUCGGACCCUGAGAACUACGGCCUGUUCCUGCAGACGGAGGGCAGCAGCCAGCAGCUGGCCGCAGACACCCACCCUCAAAAGAUCAAAGCCGAGCUUCACAGCUGCCCGCAGCCCGUCCCCUUCCACUUCGUCUACCGUCGUCUGGCCACCAGCAGCUCGCCGUCAGCGGGACUCUCCAGCGCCGCUCCUGAUCCCCGGGCCCACCCAAACCAGCAGAACACGGGCGCUCCAGCUGCAGCCUCGGCUCCAUAGGAUUCCAGGGGGACGGCCAACCCCACAUAGACCAUCGCCCAGCAGCUUUCAGUGAGCGACUGGAAUGUUAACCAAUCAGAUCCACCGUCAAUCAUCCCAUUGAACUGUCAUAUAUUGUCCUGUGAACACACGCACAUCUGGCUGGGAGUUUGAACAACAAAUAAAUAUGAUUCCAACCGUUAACUCUGCACAUUCCAGCCGCUUCGGAUGUUAUCAUCCCAAUAAAUGGCCGUUAUUAGUGGUUAUCAGUC